Molecule: messenger RNA, 457 nt
Organism: Hordeum vulgare subsp. vulgare (domesticated barley)
Lineage: Eukaryota; Viridiplantae; Streptophyta; Magnoliopsida; Poales; Poaceae
Product: 40S ribosomal protein S30
Exons: 2
Coding region: 106-294 (62 amino acids)
Biological process (GO): translation
Cellular component (GO): cytosolic small ribosomal subunit; ribosome
Molecular function (GO): structural constituent of ribosome
Source: RefSeq, a predicted model, not a curated record
UCCUACCCUUCAUCUAGGGCUCCAUCUCCAACCCGCCGCCGCCGCCAGAGCGCCCUCCGUUCACCUCGCCGACCGAAGCGCCUCCGCUCCACCGCCGCAGCAGCCAUGGGUAAGGUGCACGGAUCGCUGGCGCGUGCCGGGAAGGUGCGGGGCCAGACGCCCAAGGUGGCGAAGCAGGACAAGAAGAAGCAGCCGCGCGGCCGCGCCCACAAGCGCAUCCAGUACAACCGCCGCUUCGUCACCGCCGUCGUCGGCUUCGGCAAGAAGCGCGGCCCCAACUCGUCGGAGAAGUAGUAGAUCCAGCCGGUCUCGCGCCACCCCUCCUUUUUUGUUUGUUUGUUUGUUCACCAGUAGCUUUCGAUCCGUUCGCGUAUGCAUGCUAAGAAGAAGACCUAAUCAAGUGUCUGUAAUUGACUGUUGUGUUGGUAAUGGAAAUCUCACUGCUUUGUCCAGUUAA